AUGCCACAGCUUUUCCCCGCCAACCCCUCGGCGUCCAUGGUAAUUCGCCAUGUGACGCCCGACAUCGUGACCAUGAGUCUGCCAUUCGCACGAUUCGGACACCUGCAGUUUGGCGGACGUGGGACGCUGGUCAAACUCUCCACCGGUUCCCUCGCAGUCUUCUCCCCCGUCAGCCUCACACCCGAAGUCCGCGAAACGGUCGAGUCCCUCGGCGGAAACGUCAAGUACAUCGCCGCACCAGAUCUCGAGCACCACAUAAACCUCACCCCAUGGAAGAAAGCAUACCCGCAAGCGGAGAUCCUAGCACCGGAGGGUCUUCUCGAGAAGCGGCAAUCGAACCCAGAGCACCGAGACACGCCGUUCAGUUUUAUUUUCAAGAAAGAAGAUAAACUGCCGCGCUCGAUCUCGAAGGAGUUUGAUGCUGAAUUUGAAAGCGAGUAUGUGCAUUCUCAUGGCUCGCGCGAGCUUGUGUUCUUCCACAAGCCUUCGCGCACAGUCAUCGAGGCGGAUCUGCUGUUUAAUCUGCCUGCUAAAGAGCAGUAUUCUAAAAGCGAGGAAGGAUCAGGGACAAAUCUACUUACUAAGGUUGUCAUGCCGCUGAUGUCUGUCAAGCAGCCGUCGACAUGGCAGAGACGAUUCGCGUGGUACAUUCUCUCUGCAAAGGAUCGGACGGGAUUUAAUGAGUCUAUGAAGAAGAUUGACAGGUGGGAUUUCGAUCGCUUGAUUCCGUGUCACGGGGAUGUUAUCGAGACUGGGGCCAAGGGAAUAUUUCGCGAUGUCAUGGCAUGGCACCUGGAGCAGAAGAAUACCCGGGAUUGA
Penicillium bovifimosum is the source of this 819-nucleotide messenger RNA. RefSeq lists its product as uncharacterized. The record is from RefSeq and is a predicted model, not a curated record. Bases 1 to 819 code for a protein of 272 amino acids. NCBI's taxonomy places the organism in Eukaryota, Fungi, Ascomycota, Eurotiomycetes, Eurotiales, Aspergillaceae. The transcript is spliced from 2 exons.